Messenger RNA from Castor canadensis (American beaver), 942 nucleotides. RefSeq names its product ubiquinol-cytochrome c reductase core protein 1 (gene Uqcrc1). Gene Ontology annotation, molecular function: metal ion binding. Gene Ontology annotation, cellular component: mitochondrion. The record is from RefSeq and is a predicted model, not a curated record. Lineage: Eukaryota; Metazoa; Chordata; Mammalia; Rodentia; Castoridae.
GAGACUGUCUCGCGCAGAUUUGACUGACUACCUUAGCAGGCAUUACAAGGCCCCUCGAAUGGUGUUGGCAGCAGCUGGAGGGGUGGAGCAUAGGCAGCUCCUAGACCUCGCCCAGAAGCACUUCAGCAGUGUCUCUGGAACAUAUGAAGAGGAUGCCGUGCCCAGUCUAAUUCCGUGCCGUUUCACUGGGAGUGAGAUCCGCCACCGUGAUGAUGCCCUGCCUUUUGCCCAUGUGGCCAUUGCGGUAGAGGGACCUGGCUGGGCCAACCCAGACAAUGUGGCCCUUCAAGUGGCCAAUGCUAUUAUUGGCCACUAUGACUGCACUUAUGGUGGUGGCAUGCACCUGUCCAGCCCACUGGCUUCAGUUGCUGUGACCAAUAAGCUGUGCCAGAGUUUCCAGACCUUUAACAUCUGCUACACAGAGACUGGGUUGCUGGGCGCACACUUUGUCAGUGACCGCAUGAGCAUCGAUGACAUGAUGUUCUUCCUGCAAGGGCAGUGGAUGCGCUUGUGUACCAGUGCUACAGAGAGUGAGGUGAUUCGGGGCAAAAACAUUCUCAGGAAUUCCCUGGUUUCUCAUUUAGAUGGUACCACUCCUGUAUGUGAGGACAUUGGACGUAGCCUCCUGACUUACGGCCGCCGCAUCCCCCUGGCUGAGUGGGAGAGCCGGAUUGCGGAAGUGGAUGCCCAGGUGGUGCGUGAAGUCUGCUCCAAGUACUUCUAUGACCAGUGUCCAGCAGUGGCUGGGUUUGGCCCCAUUGAGCAGCUCCCAGACUACAACCGGAUCCGCAGCGGCAUGUUCUGGCUGCGCUUCUAGGCAGGAAGCCUGUGCAAGCAAGAGAAUGGGGCCAGGGCUCGUGGUCCCUCACCACAAACAUACCACUCUGGUUCCUCAAAUCCAGACAGCUGAUUAUCACCAAUAAAGUAUUCUAUUGAGAAUUG